This is a messenger RNA of Nipponia nippon (crested ibis), 604 nucleotides long. The record is from RefSeq and is a predicted model, not a curated record. Lineage: Eukaryota; Metazoa; Chordata; Aves; Pelecaniformes; Threskiornithidae.
AGGUCCCGGCUGUAGGGAGCGGCGACGCUGAGCCCCUCGGCUCCGAACCAUGAGCUGGCUUUGCCGCUGCUGGGGCUGAGGGCUCCAACCCCUGGAGAAGAAAAAUGCUCCAGACCAGCAACUACAGCCUGGUGCUGUUCCUGCAGUUCCUCCUGCUUUUCUACGACCUCUUCGUCAACUCCUUCUCGGAGCUGCUCCGCACGGCGCCCGCCGUCCAGCUCGUCCUCUUCAUCAUCCAGGACAUCGCUAUUCUCUUCAACGUCAUCAUCGUCUUCCUCAUGUUCUUCAACACCUUCGUUUUCCAGGCCGGAUUGGUCAACCUCCUCUUCCACAAGUUCAAGGGGACCAUCCUGCUCUCGGGGGCCUACCUGGCGCUCAGCAUCUCCUUCCACGUCUGGGUUAUGAACCUGCGGUGGCGGGAUUCCAGCCGUUUCAUCUGGACCGAAGGCCUGCAGACCCUUUUUGUUUUCCAGCGGCUGGCGGCCGUGCUCUACUGUUACUUCUACAAGAGGACGGCGGUGCACCUGGGCGAUCCCCUCUUCUACCAGGACUCCCUCUGGCUCCGCAAGGAAUUCGCGCAGUUCCGCGGCUGACGGCUCCCCUC